This is a messenger RNA of Prosopis cineraria, 2702 nucleotides long. RefSeq names its product receptor-like protein 1. The transcript is spliced from 4 exons. Lineage: Eukaryota; Viridiplantae; Streptophyta; Magnoliopsida; Fabales; Fabaceae. Gene Ontology annotation, molecular function: protein binding. The coding region runs from base 1 to 2568 and encodes 855 amino acids. The record is from RefSeq and is a predicted model, not a curated record.
AUGUCGGUGUGUUUUCUGGUUUUGGCACAUACACUUGGAAUCAAAUGUUGUGUAAGAGAAGAGAGGGAAGCACUGCUCAAUAUCAAGGCUUAUUUUCAUGAAAACUAUGAUGACCCACUCGUGGACCAGCGUUUAUCUUCAUGGGUUACUGAUCCUAACAGUGAUUGCUGUACCUGGGAACGUGUCACGUGCCAUGCUUCUUCUGAUUUCUCAUUGUUCCAAAACUUCAAGGAGCUCACAAGCCUCAACUUCUCCAAAGGUCAAUUUCAAAGUUUGGAAAACACUGAUGUUUUGGCUAAUCUAAGCAACCUGGAAGUCCUUGUACUGAAAAGCAAUCACCUUGGUGGAUCUCUGCCAUUUCAAGAUAUAUGUAAACUGAAGAAGAUACGUGUGCUGGAUUUUAACGACAAUGCAUUCAAUGGUUCAUUGGAGAAAUGCUUGGCCAACUUGACAUCUCUUCAAGCUCUUGAUCUCUCGAUGAAUAUCCUAUCAGGGGAAAUACCAGCAUCAGUUAUAGCUAGUCUUACAUCCCUUGAGUAUUUUUCAUCUGUGAGUAACAAUUUUAAAGGCUUAUUCCCUUUGAGUUCCUUCAACAAUAAUACACGGCUUAAGGUACUUGCACUUCAAAUGUACACCAAUGAGUUUCAAGUGGAUACUGAGAGUGAAGCUCUCCCUUGGGUCCCCCCAUUUCAAUUAGAAGUUCUUCACUUGGCAAAUUGUAAAGUAAACGCACCCAGUGGAACAUUCCCUUCCUUUCUCUUUUACCAACAUGACUUGCACUAUCUUGAUCUCUCAAAUAAUGAUUUGGUUGGAGAGUUUCCAAAUUGGUUGAUUCUAAACAACACAAACCUCAGGUCUCUGAUUUUGCAUAAUAACAAGUUCACAGGGCCUUUGGAGCUCACAACCUACAUAGAUCAACCUCCUAUUCCCUUGGUUCAUUUGCAGCUCUUCGCCAACAAUAUGAAGGGAAAGCUUCCCGCAAAUAUUGGUCUGUUGUUUCCAAAUUUGGAGAUUCUAAAUAUGUCAAGAAAUGGAUUUAAUGGUGGUAUUCCUCCAUCAAUCACAAACAUGUCCAAGUUGAUUGCUUUGGACUUGAGCAGAAACGAAUUUUCUGGUGAAGUUCCUGAGUCUUUGUGGGCAGGCUGUGCUUCAUUGAGAUUCUUGAUUCUGUCACAUAAUAACCUACAGGGGAAAUUAUUCCCUUCUCACUUGAACUCUUCCUCUCUGACAUGGUUAUUCUUGGACAACAACUACUUCAAUGGUUCACUGGAAGGUGGAAUAUGGGACCUCCCAAUUCUUAAGGUGUUAGAUAUUUCUAACAAUGGUUUCUGGAGUAUGAUUCCUAGUUUCAUCACAAACACUUCAACCUUACGAGUGAUAAACCUAUCAAAAAAUAAUUUUAAUGGUACACUACCCAGAGAGUUUUGCAAACUUGACCUCUUGCAUUUGCACCUCUCUCAUAAUAAAUUCACUGGUCCAAUACCAACUUGCUAUUUGAAUAUGGGAGGGUUGGUCUCCCUGCAACUGCAAGGCAAUCUCUUUGUAGGUUCCAUUCCCACAUUAAUGAGUUCAGGUAGCUACUUAGUGGCACUUGAUUUGAGGGACAACAAUUUAUCUGGUGUUAUUCCAGAUUGGAUUGUCAGAAUGAAGUCAUUGAGAGCUCUUCUUUUGGGUGGUAAUCAGCUACAAGGCCAACUUCCUAACCAGUUGUGCCAGCUCCAGAAAAUGAGUUUUUUGGAUCUGUCACGUAAUAACUUCACUGGGGAUAUUCCUACUUGCUUUGAUAAAGUCUCAUUUGGAGCAUGGGAAAACAGAUUUACUGAGCGUGAUAUGACAUUAAUUUUUUCAGAUUCCCGAUACCAGUACGCUCCACUUCAACUUCAGCUAUUUUUUGAACAAAAUCAGUAUUUUAUGACAGCAGUGGCCGGUGGACUUGAAGUAGAUUUUAUGACAAAAAAUUUGCAGCUUCAAUACAAAGGGGACAUUUUGAGGUUUAUGUCAGGAAUAGACUUGUCAGGCAAUCAAUUAACAGGAAAAAUCCCUCAGGAGAUAGGAUAUUUGGCUUACCUUCAUGCAUUGAACUUAUCUCACAAUCAUUUAAAUGGAUCCAUUCCAAAAAGUUUCCAUAACCUUUCAGCCAUAGAGAGCAUAGACCUUUCAAACAACAACUUGAGCGGCCAAAUCCCUGUCCAGUUACAGGACUUGAACUUUCUAGGUGUCUUCAAUGUGUCCUACAACAAUUUGUCGGGUAGAGUGCCUAGUGGUUUAACCUUUGAUGACAGCAGCUUUAUAGGAAAUGAAUAUCUCAUUUGGAACAAUAGCAACAGAGGUCCCAACGCACACGUACCACCACCACCACCUCCACUCAGCAAUGACGCAAAGGAGGAUGAAUCUGUCAUAGAUUUUACUUCCUUUAUUUGGAGUUUCUCUGCAUGCUAUGUCGCAGUGUUAGUUAUUAUGGCAACAGUUCUCUGGAUCAACCCAUACUGGCGAAGGUUGUGGUUUUAUCAUAUUGACAGUUGUCUCUAUAGAUGUUUGUAUCCAUAUCUCAAAGAUGCAUUCUGGUAGAGUUUACAGGAGUGUUGAAUAAAUUGCACGAGAACCUUAGAUUUGUUGACUUGUGCUAGAAGCAAAGAUUUAUGUAAUUUCACUGUAAACCUGUAUUGUUCUAUUAUUAAUCCAUGUGAUGUAUGCUGAUGUUA